This is a messenger RNA of Malassezia pachydermatis, 459 nucleotides long. Its product is annotated as cytochrome c oxidase subunit 1. Bases 1 to 459 code for a protein of 152 amino acids. Gene Ontology annotation, cellular component: membrane. Gene Ontology annotation, biological process: mitochondrial electron transport, cytochrome c to oxygen; electron transport coupled proton transport. The record is from RefSeq and is a predicted model, not a curated record. NCBI's taxonomy places the organism in Eukaryota, Fungi, Basidiomycota, Malasseziomycetes, Malasseziales, Malasseziaceae. Gene Ontology annotation, molecular function: cytochrome-c oxidase activity; heme binding. The transcript has 2 exons.
AUGACACGAUGGCUUUAUUCAACAAACGCUAAAGAUAUUGGUACUCUUUACCUUAUCUUUGCUGUAUUCUCAGGACUACUAGGAACAAUGUUCUCUGUACUUAUUCGUGCAGAACUUGCUGCUCCUGGUGUUCAAGUUCUAGGUGGAAACCAUCAACUAUUUAAUGUAAUUAUUACAGCACAUGCUUUCCUUAUGAUCUUCUUUAUGGUUAUGCCAGCUCUAAUGGGAGGAUUUGGAAAUUACUUUGCACCUGUAAUGAUUGGAGCAGUUGAUAUGGCUUUCCCACGACUAAAUAAUAUUAGUUUCUGGCUACUACCUCCUAGUCUAAUUCUACUACUAUCAAGUGCAUUUGUAGAACAAGGAGCAGGGCCAGGAUGGACAGUUGAGAAUGAUAAGCUGAAAUGUAAUAAUGUCAUCAACAUGGGGACAAUCCGCCUGGUUUAUGAAUUUCUUUGGUAA